CCCUUAAGAAGAACAACAAGCGAAUUAGUCUUUGUUUAAAAAUUAAGCGAAAAACAUGAUAAAAAAUAUAAUUGUUGGUUUAGUGGUCCUCGGGAUUUGCUGGAACGUUAACUGCUCGACAAGUGGCCUAUCGGCUACUGCUAACUUGGCCGAUGUUAUCUUAAAAUCCACUUACGCACUAGAAAACAAUCCUGGCCUAACUGCCCAAUGUUUCCAGACUUAUAUGCCAAAAAUUAAUGACUUGACCCAACAAUACGAGCAAGCUUACAAUGGUUGUCUUAAUCUCACCACUGAGGCUGAGGAUAAAUUAAAACAACAAGUUCAAGAUGAUAUCGAUUCCAUCCAAAAUGUUACUAAAACCAUGUGUUCCAAUUUCGAAAAUUGUUCCUUGUCUACGGAUUCAUUGUAUGAAACCUUUGAAUGCUACUACAAUGUGGCUGGUAAUAAUAUUCAAAGUGCCUUUGAAGUUCAAAACAUUUCCAAGGACAAAAUGAAAUUUGUUCAAAUUAAUGAAGAAUACAUUAUGUACAACCAGACUGUGUGCACCGACGAGUGCUCUCGUGUCUAUGUUGAAGAAACCUCUAAAGUUCACGCUGACUUGGAAGCCUGUUUGGCUGGUAAAGCCCCUCAAGAGACUACUACUCCUGCUAAACCACUUGCUCCUGCUCAACCAGUAACUACUGCAGCUCCUGAUGUUAAGGUACCAGAAACUACUAAGGCACCUGAGGUUACCACUGUGAAAAUAGAAACAGCUCCAGUAAUCACCACUACAAAAAACCAAAAAACAUAUUGAACAGCAAUAUUUUGUUAUAAUAUGCAUCGUCAUAUAUGGACUGUAUCUACUGUUUCGGACAAGUCUAAAAUAGUUUGCCUUUAACUUUUUCAAUAGAACCAAUAGACGUUAAGUAAAAAUUUCCUCAAAGUGUAUUUUACCGCAACAAAUAAAUCGCAUAUACAUUUUAUGACAGCAAAA
Molecule: messenger RNA, 973 nt
Organism: Lucilia cuprina (Australian sheep blowfly)
Lineage: Eukaryota; Metazoa; Arthropoda; Insecta; Diptera; Calliphoridae
Exons: 2
Coding region: 56-793 (245 amino acids)
Source: RefSeq, a predicted model, not a curated record